AUGAAUAGAGGAAGAGGAGGAUUUAGAGGAGGCCGCGGUGGUAGAACAGGACCUCCAAUACAACAAGGGCCUCCAGAAACAGUAUUGGAAAUGGGUUCAUUUAUGCAAGCAUGUGAAGGAGAUAUAGUAUGUCGUUCAAUUAAUGUUAAAAUACCAUAUUUUAAUGCACCAAUAUAUUUAGAAAAUAAAACACAAAUUGGAAAAGUUGAUGAAAUAUUAGGACCAUUAAAUGAAGUAUUUUUCACAAUAAAACCAUCAGAAGGUGUUAAAGCAGAAUCAUUUAAAGAAGGCGAUAAAUUUUUUAUAGGACCUGAUAAAUUAUUACCAUUGGAAAGAUUUUUACCAAAACCUCCACAAAUUGGACCAAAACCAAAAAGAAAAGGUGGAUCUAAUGGAGGUGUAGGUAAACCAUCAUUUGGUGGUCGCGGUGGCCGUGGUGGAUCAAGAGGAGGUGGUAGAGGUGGUAGAGGUGGUAGUUUUAGAGGUAAUUCAAGAGGUGGAUUUGGUGGAAGAGGAGGAUCAAGAGGUGGAUUUGGUGGUAGAGGUGGAUCAAGAGGUGGUAGAGGACGAUUUUAA
Molecule: messenger RNA, 576 nt
Organism: Insectozyma verbasci
Lineage: Eukaryota; Fungi; Ascomycota; Pichiomycetes; Serinales; Debaryomycetaceae
Source: the annotation of a GenBank genome assembly